Brassicogethes aeneus is the source of this 1506-nucleotide messenger RNA. Lineage: Eukaryota; Metazoa; Arthropoda; Insecta; Coleoptera; Nitidulidae. The record is from the annotation of a GenBank genome assembly.
AUGUUGAAACUGGCAGCUUUAAUUUUAACGGGCAUUGCGGCUGUCUCCUCGCAAAUGGUGUCGCCUUGUCCCAGGCUCUUCACCUAUGAACCCAGAAAUCCCAACGAACCAGACAAAUGGUACGGACAAAUCAUUUUGAACAGCGAUUCUGAACUUUCCGGCGUCUGGUUGAGGGUUCAGUUUGAUAGGCCCUCCUUACAAUUAGGAAAUUGGUUUGGAGAGGUAGUUAGGAGAGAGAGUAACGAGUACUUGAUAAAAAAUCCAAAACAAAAAGUAUUCGUCAAUCAACCAAUGACAAUUAGGUUCUUCAUAAAAUAUAACACAGCGGAACCUGCUCCGAAAUUUACAGGAUUCAGGUUAAAUGCGAAAACUUACUGUCCCGAAAACUCAGCCACUACGGUCCCGCCACUGACCCAGGAACAACUUUUCACAAACAGCGACGAAACCACACAAGCCAGUAGCGGCGGCGGCGGUGGCGGCGGUAAUUGGAACAACGGGGGCGGUAACUCAAAUUGGGGGGGAAACGGGGGUGGGGGUAACUCAAACUGGAGUGGUAACAAAGGAAACGCAGGUGGGGGCGAUUUUAAUAGGCCUUCUUUGCCCAGCGAAAAUGAGGAAAUUUUUCCUGGGGAUUUCAGUAUUAUAAACAGGCCUACCAGUAAUUUACUGGAUAGAGCUGCAUGUGGAACCAUUGUUCAACCUCCCAAACCUCUAAUAACCCACGGCCAACUUAGUCAUGAAGGCGAAUUUCCAUGGCACGCUGCUCUCUACCAUGCCGCAGGUAAAGACAAGAACUUACCCAGAGGCAUUGAUCUCACUUAUAUAUGCGGGGCCUCCCUGAUUACGAGACAGCAUUUACUUACAGUGGCCCACUGUGUUACUAAACGAGGAAGUUCAUACACACUAAAUCCAGAUAGCUUGGUGGUCUAUCUCGGUAAAUUCUAUCUAAAAAAAUGGAGCAACCCAGGCAUUCAGGACAGGCACGUUUCCCAGAUUUUCCCUCAUCCCAACUACAACUCCCACACAUACAGCGACGACAUAGCAGUUAUAAAACUGAAUUCUCCUGCUGAUAUAACCGACUACGUGCGACCAGUUUGCCUUUGGGAAGGCGAUUCCCACCUUCAAAAGAUCGUCAGCAACCUAGGGACAGUUGUUGGGUGGGGUUACAAUGAAAGCGGCAUCGUAACCGAUCAACUAAUGAAAGCAAACAUGCCAGUUGUGUCGCAAGAAACUUGUAUUUAUUCUUUCCCGGACUUUUUCUCCAGGUUUACCAACAGCAAGACCUUCUGUGCCGGCUUUAGAAACGGGACUUCUGUUUGCAACGGUGAUUCUGGGGGUGGGAUGGUGAUCCCGAAAACCGCAGGUAACAACCCGAUUUGGCAAAUAAGGGGCCUCGUUUCGAUCAGCGUGGCCCUUCAAAACACCUUUAAAUGCGAUUCGAAUCACUACGUGGUUUUCACCGAUGUUGCCAAAUAUACCGACUGGAUCAAGACCACUUUGCGGUGA